AUGUUUGAACACCUCCAGAACACCAGUGUUCCUGGAAUAAGUGGUAACGAUGUGAGAUUCAAUGAUGAUGGAAUUCGUGACAUUAACCAAGUCAGAAUUCUGCAAUACCAAUUAAAUGAUGAUGAGCUAAUAAUACGUGUUGAAGUUGGGUCAGUUGUAAAUGUUGGAGAUAAUAGUACAUUUCAACCUACAAAUGCCUCAUUUCUCUUUCCUGACGGUGUUCCUAUUGACGGAGUACCAAUUGAGGAGGUGGUCACAGUAUCCAUGGGUCUUACAGUUGUCUACGUGAUUCUUGCUGCAGCUGGACUUGUCUUUACCACCACUUGUCUUGUUUUCACCAUCUUCUUCCGAAAUGAAAGAUUGAUUCGACUCUCCAGUCCAAACCUUAACUACAUCAUUGGACUGGGUGCUAUAGUUCUCUACAUCAAUGUCAUCAUUCUUGUCAUUCCAGCUAAAGAUGCGAACUUAGCUGCUGUAAUCUGCAAUGUCAAUCCCUGGCUAAUAUCUCUAGGGUAUUCUCUUUGUUAUGGGAUUAUCAUAAUUAAGAUGAUAAGAGUUUGGGUUAUAUUUAACAGACCUCUUGGAUUCAAAGCACGACUGUUCAGGGACUAUCUGAUGACACUGUUUGUACUGUGUCUGGCCAUCAUUGAUGUAGUCAUUCUUCUGCUUCAUGCUGUGAUUGAAGCUACCCGAGAUAAUCUUGGAGUAAAACUGACAUCCAACAGAGAACUGCCAGAAGAAACAUUUGGAGUGACAGCUGAGCGUCACAAGUACUCUCUGUAUAUUUGUGAAUCUAAAGGACAAGUUUAUCUGUAUGCAGUUCUGUUUGGAUACAAAGGCAUUCUGCAAGUCCUGGCUCUGCUCCUGGCUUUUCGUACGCGCAAUGUGAAGGUGAAGGGUCUGGAUGACUCUGUGUACAUUGCUGCCUCUGUGUACGUCACAAGUAUUGUGUUGGCUGUCAUCAUUGUCUCCACCUAUACUCUGAGGGACUAUGUGAAUGCCUACCCAGCUGUGGUGGGAAUGGGGUUGCUGCUGGGAACCACCAUGAUCCUCGGACUCGUCUUCAUACCAAGGGUAAGUAAGCAGUAGUUUGGAGUUAUAGAACC
This is a messenger RNA of Geodia barretti, 1106 nucleotides long. The record is from the annotation of a GenBank genome assembly. Lineage: Eukaryota; Metazoa; Porifera; Demospongiae; Tetractinellida; Geodiidae.